Messenger RNA from Lathyrus oleraceus (garden pea), 1941 nucleotides. RefSeq names its product F-box/FBD/LRR-repeat protein At3g14710. NCBI's taxonomy places the organism in Eukaryota, Viridiplantae, Streptophyta, Magnoliopsida, Fabales, Fabaceae. Bases 302 to 1660 code for a protein of 452 amino acids. The record is from RefSeq and is a predicted model, not a curated record. Gene Ontology annotation, molecular function: protein binding. The transcript is spliced from 4 exons.
AUCUGUGCAGAUUGAAAGACAGAUAUUGAAAUAGAUAGUUAGAUACCGUGGCCAUACCCUCCAUAGGAAUCAUAAUGUUAUUUAGUGACUCGCGCAACGCACGGUGCAUAUAGUUUAUAAUUUACUAUUACUACAUUCAAAAUCGCUUUUCUUGGUAGAAGCUUUUAUUACAUGAAUAGACAACACUGAAAGAAAGAAAAAAAAACUCUUUCAAGUUUCUGUGUCCAAGAAGCGUUGUGUCAAUUUGGGGACUAAAUUAUUCCUCAUUCAUCUUGCUCCAAAUCACAUUGUUAAGGUAGUCAUGGAUUCAUAUGAAGUGAAUAGGGAAGUAGCGGUUGAUGAAAUUGAUAUGAUUAGCACAUUACACGAAAGCAUUCUCGGUCACAUCCUAUCUUUCAUUCCAAUCAUAGACGCUGUUCGCACUAGUGUCUUAUCAAGAAGAUGGAUUGAAGUUUGGACAUCAAUAACAAGCCUAAAGUUGGAUGAUAGUUUGCUCCAUUAUGACAAGAAGUUGCAAAAACAACAGUUUGUGAAUUUUGUUGAAAAAGUGCUUUUUCAUUUAAGUAAUUCAAGCAUCCAGAGUUUCUCUCUUUGCUUAACUAGUUACCAAUAUGAUGCAUCUCUGAUAACUUCAUGGAUUUCCUUUAUCUUAGAAAGACGAGUUCAAAAGCUUCAUAUUCAGUAUGCUGAUAAAGUUUUCCUUUCUUCAAAUUUACUCUUUAGUUGCAAUUCUUUAGUAGAAUUGGUACUUCAAAUGAAAUGUACUCUUAGUCUUCCCAUAUCCGCUUCUCUCCCAAAUCUUCAAAAAUUUAGCAUAUCCGGGAUUAAAUUAGUCAGUGAUUCUUCCGAUUUUUCAAAAGAUAUAACUCUUAGUUUCCCAAUUCUUAAAGUGUUUGAAGCUAGAGGGUGUGAAUGGUCAACUACACAGAACAUUAGUUUACAAGUACCAUUACUUGAGAGGUUUUCCAUAGCAAUAUGGAACCGUCAAUCGAAUGAAUCAUGUAAUUUUUCCAUCAAGGUUUAUAGUCGAUGUCUAACGGAUUUCUCUUAUGAGGGCGAUCUUGAACAGGAUAUCGUUCUAUGUGAUUCUUCGUUGAUUCGUAAUGCUUCUAUCGUGAUUGUUGUGGAUGACGACAAGGAGGACAGAAGGGAAAAACUUGGGUUUCAAGCCUGUAAUCUUCUCAGACAAAUCCAUAACGCGGAACAACUGAAGUUAUUGUUUUACAAGGUUUUAAGACAUGCUAAAGAUGUUUUCACCAACCUGCCUGUAUUUGGAAGGUUGAGAUAUCUGCAGCUAAAUGAAGUCAAUGGUGAAGCUUUGUUACAAUUACUCACCAAUUCGCCAAGUCUUAAUACUCUUGUUUUGCUCAAUGGAGUAGCUGACUUAGAUAAAGAUGUCUUUACUUCUGCAGUGGUGCCUCACUGCUUUCUGUCAUGCCUCAAUGUGAUUCGGUUUAAAGGUUUUAAUGCAAACGAUCAUGAUCUUUGUCUGGUAAAAUUCAUGUUAGCAAAUGCAGCAAUGUUGCAGAAGAUAACGAUCUCGCCAGCAUUUUGGCUGCGAUAUGCAGAUAUUGAUUUGGAAAAUGUUAAGGAGCAGAUUCUCUCAUUACCAAUGUGUUCUAGCUUUUGCAAGAUAGAGUUUUCUGAUAUCAGAAGUUGAUGAAGAUUUUCAGAACACCACAAGAAUAUUUGUGCCACAACUGUUUAAUGUAUUUAUUUAGUUUUAGUGUAAUGCUUUACACUACAUUAUAGCAAUGCAAAAUGUAAGAGGUGUUUCUCUUCAUUCUGUUGGAUUUCUAAUAGUGAGUUAUUUAUCAUUAGAAUGCAAUGAGAAUGUUACUGUAUCCUGUAUUGUAUUGCAAUGAUAAAUUUAAUGAAAACUGAUUUGUAUCUCAACAAGAAAAUAUAUAAGGGAACCACUGUCAGUAUAACUUUGUAUCA